This is a messenger RNA of Pseudocercospora fijiensis CIRAD86, 984 nucleotides long. Its product is annotated as glycoside hydrolase family 43 protein. The record is from RefSeq and is a predicted model, not a curated record. The transcript has 2 exons. Gene Ontology annotation, molecular function: hydrolase activity, hydrolyzing O-glycosyl compounds. NCBI's taxonomy places the organism in Eukaryota, Fungi, Ascomycota, Dothideomycetes, Mycosphaerellales, Mycosphaerellaceae. The annotation marks the transcript as partial. Gene Ontology annotation, biological process: carbohydrate metabolic process.
UUGAACAUCACGUCACAGAACACUCCGGAUCCAUUCUUCGCCGUCGCCAAUGGCAAGUUCUACAUGACUUUCACUGCCAACGAUCGCGUGCCGCUAUGGGAAGCCGAUAGUCUGGUCGACUUUUGGGGAGAUAGCCCUACCAUUGCGCCCAUCUGGCGACCACCUCCAGAUACCUCCCAUUCUGCUCGGCUAUGGGCCCCCGAGCUGCAUUGCCUCCGUGGUCGAUGGUAUGUCUACUAUGCCGCCAUGGAUCCUAAAUUAGGCAAUGCGUCGCAUAGAAUGUAUGUCUUAGGCGGGCCUCCUGCGACAGCCGAUCCCCAUACCGGCCCUUGGGAAUUUUUAGGUCCGAUCAAAGGCAUGGACCAAAGACAGUGGGCGAUCGAUGGGACGGUCUUCGAACUCGCAGACAAGCUGUAUUUUGUGUACUCUGGCUGGUCCCUCGAUCGGUCCUUUGGGGAUGUGCGAGAGGAUCUUCAGGAGUUAUACAUUAUCCAUCUCUCAGAUCCAAUCUCUGCCGCCUCGAAUCCUGUAUGCAUCUCCACUCCCGAUUGUCCCUGGGAACGAACAGGUCCAGUCGGCAUCAACGAAGGCCCUCAGUGGCUCUCGUCUCCAAACGGUCAGUGGAGAGGCUUGGUCUACAGCUGUGGCGCAAGCUGGACUCAGCAUUACAAAAUGGCCCUCUUGCGCUUAAUUGGACACGAUCCCCUCUGGGCCCCAAAUUGGCAGAAAUCAAGAGAGCCAUUGCUCCAGAAUGCAACUCAUGGCCAAGGGCCUUUCGCACCUGGUCACGGCUGUUUCCUUCAACUCGGAGAGGAUACUGUUGCACUCUUUCAUGCCACAGACAGAGACACUGAUGGAAAUCAAGGUCGAAAGUGCAGGAUGCAGAGAGUGUCAUGGACACAUUCAGGUCCAGUGAUGGGAAAAUGUGUUGGAAGAGCGACCAGAGAUGUUCAAGAAUUUCUCGGCCAUCAGCCCUGCGGUGCA